Messenger RNA from Hydra vulgaris (swiftwater hydra), 546 nucleotides. Lineage: Eukaryota; Metazoa; Cnidaria; Hydrozoa; Anthoathecata; Hydridae. The record is from RefSeq and is a predicted model, not a curated record.
UUCAAGAAAAUAAAUAGCUUGAGGAUAUGACUUGCUUUAAGUAUGUUUUGAAAAACAUUAUAAAGAAAAAGUUGUUGUUGAUGAUGUUGGUUUUUUUUAUUCUUAUGAAAAUAAUGUUUCUUUUUAAACUUGAAAAAGCUCUGGGACUUCAGUGUUACCAUUGUUCAGCAUCCAAUUAUAAAACCUGCAACGAAUCAAGUACAAUAAAAGAAUGUCCAUACAGUUCUCGAUGUGUUACCUUGUCAGUUGAAAUGUACAGAAAAUCCUUGAACGUAUCAACCCUUUCUCAAAUAUACAAAAGGAGUUGCGCCGUUUCUAAAUAUGAUAGCUGUGAAAAGAACUGUAGGUUCUAUAAAAAUAUAGGAAACUUUUGUGUGGCGAGCUGUUGUGCUACUAAUCUAUGCAACUCAAAAGAAAUAGUAAUCCCUUCUUUUAUUCAUCGUAGAAGUCGUUCAUCAGCCAUUUGCAACUCCUCAGUUUGUCUAAUUGAUUUAUCAAUUGUAGUUUUUCUAUUUUUUAUUAAAGAAAAGAUUUAAAUUAAUUUAA